AGUAAUAUUAAGGGGCAAUAUCCCAGUGGUAGCAGCAUAAGGGGGCAGUUAUAUGAAGGACCGGUAUCCCUGGUGCAGUAAAAUCAAGGGCUAGAAUCCCAAGAUUAUUGUAUUAGGGCCACUAUCCCGGGGGCAGUAUAUCAGGGCCCACCGUGCACAGGGGUAUUAAUAUCAGGGGCCGGUACGUUUUAGCACCUGGAAUCUCAUUAUUAACAUAUAACGGAGCAGAAUACGGAGAUCUGGUCGGAACAUCGCGACAGAGGAACCGAUGAACAAGGAGGUCUGUGUCCAGAGCUGGCCAUGUUCCUAUUUCCUGACCGGCGAAAGGCGAUGGAUUCCCGGAAGGCUGUCACUGACUCCUUUGCGGCUGCGCUUCAGAGCUGACAACACCGACGAAUACCUGGUGAGCUUCCACCUGUCCGGCAUCUGCGAGGUUAAGAAGGAGUCCUCGAGCUACAUCUUCAGCUCCAUCACCGUGCUGGAGAAGGACCAAGCCAAGCAUUGGUUCAGCUCCAUCCAACCCAACAGGAACGUUGUCUUCAAUGUCCUCGAGCAUUUCUGGAGGGAGCAGUUGCUGUCGUCCGAAGGAUCGCGGGACGCGGCUUCCAAAACUUCUAAAGGGCGCGAGCUCAUUAACAUUGUUUCCGGGUCCCAGAAGCGGAUGGAGGACACCACUCAGGUCCUUCACCACCAGGGAAAGCAGUUCGAGGACAUUGUGAAAGGCUUGAAUAAGAUCGAAGGGGACAUGGAUACUGCUGGCAGGAUGUUGUCUAUUCUGGAGACUCCAUCUUGGUGGCCGUUUGGCUUCAGGAAGGGUCCCAGUCGCGAGCGGGGUAAAGAUGCGACCCCCAGCUGUGCUUCUCAGAACCGCGGGAAGGAAGGCAUCAUCGCGACAAUCCCCAUAAUCUUCUCCCGCAGACCAGACUACAACUUCAAGCCGGGGAAGCUGACCGUAUUGGUGUCGGCCCUGGAGAUCUCGGACUGUGACUCCCAACUGCUGCAUCGCUACGAGAGGGAAGAGGUCGACGACGUCAAGGUCUCCACUGGAUACGAUAUCUGCGUAAGGCAAAGGUUUAUCGGAAAACCCGACAUCGCCUACCGGAUCCUGUCGGCCAAGCUGCCGGACGUCAUCCCCGUCUUGGAACUGCAGUACAAAAAGAAAAUCGAGUUCUUGGAAGAAGCCUUGAUGUUUAGCGAGGCGAGGAAACCCUCUCCGGCUAACGGCUCCAGCCCUGUCUACCAAACAGACUCCUGGUAUAUCGAUGCCAUCGUGAGAUCCGGGCCCGGGGAAGGCGGUCAUUCCGACGCGGCGGCUCAAAGACAGGAAGUCUCCGAAUCCGAGGUGCAGGAGCUUCGGAAGAUGCUUACGAAGCUGAAAUGUAUCGCUCUGGAAGCAGAAGAAGAGUUGGAGAGACAGGACGAGACUUUGGAGGAGAUCAGCUCGUCCACGGACAAGGCCAUCACCACUAUCGACAAACAGAACCGUCGGAUGAGGAAGCUGUUGUAGGAACCCCGCGCGGCUCUUUAAUGAUGUUAAUAAAAGUUAUUUAAAGGGAGAGCAGCAGGACGCGCAGAAAUCAAGGGAUUUAAAGGGAAAAGUGCAUGAAUCAC
Molecule: messenger RNA, 1611 nt
Organism: Spea bombifrons (plains spadefoot toad)
Lineage: Eukaryota; Metazoa; Chordata; Amphibia; Anura; Pelobatidae
Gene: SNAP47
Product: synaptosome associated protein 47
Exons: 5
Coding region: 269-1507 (412 amino acids)
Biological process (GO): synaptic vesicle fusion to presynaptic active zone membrane; synaptic vesicle priming; exocytosis
Cellular component (GO): SNARE complex; plasma membrane
Molecular function (GO): syntaxin binding; SNAP receptor activity
Source: RefSeq, a predicted model, not a curated record